AUGGAUAGAAACUCGCAUGCAUCCAUUGAAAUUCGCAUGGGUGAUCUGACAACUGAACAAAGUGAUGUUAUUGUUGUUUGUCCAUCAUCAAGACGUUUAUUUGAUAGUAUAUGUCAAGUUGGACAAGGUUCAAUUGAUACAGCAUACGAAGAUGCAUUACAAGAGAAUCCUCGAGCUCAUAUCAUCGAUAUAGAAACUGAUGGUCAACUUCCAUCACAAGUAAUCUACUUUGUUCAUUGGAAACCACAUUAUGAUGAAUAUCGACUGCGUAAAUCACUUCAGAAAUUUGUUUCGAUUGCCAUAGAGAAAGCAGUAUACGAUGGUUAUCAACGAAUAGCCUUUCCAGCUAUCGGUUGCGGAAACUACGAUUGUUCUAUAGAACUUGUUGCUCAAGUUCUUAUAGAACAAAUUUGUCAUCUUUUAACUAUACAUUCACUAUGUGUUUCAAUUGUAAUAGAACCGAACAAGACAGCGAUCUACGAUGAAUUUGAAGCACAACUCGAUCAUUUUUAUUUAUCACAACUAGAAUUGAAUUGUGCAUGUAUAUCAUCGAAAAUUGGAAAUGGAACAAUCGAGGUUAAAAUGGGAGAUAUAACAAGAGAAACGGUCGAUGUUAUUAUUGUUAGUUCAUCUUCGGUCAAUUUAAAAAAUGCAAUAAUUGAUGCAGCAGGUGACGACAUUCGAUCGAUCUAUGAUGAUGAACUUAAUAAUAACCAAUGCUCUUUACUGAUAUCAACACCACCAGGUGACCUACCUUGUGAAAAAAUAUUUUUUAUCAAAUGGAAACCUGAUAGUAAUGAAGCUAUACUACAGCAAUCUAUUGUUGAUUUUGUAUCAAAUGCUAUUCAAAAUAUGAUCGCAUAUAAUUUCAAUUCUAUUGCAUUGCCAGCCAUUGGAUGUGGAGACUAUGGUUGUCCUGUAGCUAUUGUAGUUAAAACGCUUGUUAAAGAAGUCAAAAAACAGCUGAUAAUGAGAAAUUUACCUUUAAAAGUAAUAUUUGUUAUACAACCGAAUUCAACCAAUGUUUAUGAUGAAUUUUGUAAACAAGCUUUGAAACCUUUGAAAGGAAUGGAUACAACAACAACAUAUUGUCAAUUUCCUGACACAUGGGUACACUCAGCAAACGAUCGAAAACGAUUUCUAGUGUCCGAUAAUACAGACGAGUAUUGGUCCAUUUCUCAAGAGUUCUAUCAUGGAAUGCAACCGAUGGACGUUUAUGUAAUAAAAAUUGAACGAAUUCAAAAUGAACGAUGGUACGCACAAUAUUUCGCACAUUGGCAAGAGUUUAAAAAACGAUUUAAAACAAAUACUGAAAGACAUCUAUAUCAUGGAUGUCCUAAGAGAGCAGCAUAUUCAAUAAUCGAAGAUUGUUUUAAUAGAAGUUUUGCUGGAGUGAAUGGCACAAGUCAUGGUGUAGGUGUCUAUUUUUCAUCGAAACCGAGUUACAGCCAUCAAUAUACAAAGCCAAAUAAAGAUGGAGAGCGAUGCAUGUUUGUAUCACGAGUUCUGAUUGGAAAAUCAACGCUUGGCAAUUCAUCAAUGACAACUCGACCUCUUGGAUUUGAUACAACAACAGAUAGCAAGCAUAUCUUUGUUACUUAUCAUGAUGCACAAGCAUACGCCGAAUAUUUGAUAACAUAUAUAGAAGUCGAUCGCUAG
Molecule: messenger RNA, 1659 nt
Organism: Rotaria sp. Silwood1
Lineage: Eukaryota; Metazoa; Rotifera; Eurotatoria; Philodinida; Philodinidae
Source: the annotation of a GenBank genome assembly